CACCAGUGACCCUUACUGUAUCAUCAAAGUGGACAACGAGGUGGUGGCCAGGACUGCAACCGUGUGGAAAAAUCUGAACCCUUUUUGGGGAGAAGAAUAUACCCUGCACCUGCCCAUGGGGUUCCACAACCUCUCUUUUUAUAUGCUUGAUGAAGAUACUAUUGGGCACGAUGAUGUCAUUGGCAAAGUCUCCCUCAGCAAAGAGUACAUCUCAUCCCACCCACGGGGUAUCGACAGCUGGAUCAACUUGAGCCACGUGGACCCCAACGAGGAGGUGCAGGGCGAGAUCUCUUUGGAGCUUCAGGUGUUGAAGGAGGCCCACAGACGGGUGCUUUGCUGCCACAUCAUUGAAGCCAGAGAUCUUGCACCACGGGAUAUUUCAGGCACCUCAGACCCCUUUGCUCGUGUGCUAUGGAAUGGGCAGGUCCUGGAAACAACUAUUAUCAAGAAAACCCGUUUUCCACACUGGGAUGAGGUACUGGAGUUCGUACUGGAAGAGGAUACUGUUGGAGCAGCUCCCCUUGCUGUGGAAGUCUGGGACUGGGAUAUGGUGGGCAAGAAUGACUUCCUGGGACGGGUCGAGUUCUCUUUGGAUGCCUUGCUGAAAGCCCCUCUCAGAGGCUGGUACCGCCUGCUGCCCUUUCCCAGCACAGAGGAGGAUGCCGGGGGAAAGCUGGGGGCCCUGAGGCUGCGAGUCCGUCUUGCUGAGGAUAGGAUCCUGCCCUCCCGGUACUACCAACCACUCAUAGACCUGCUGGUGGAAUCCAUCUUGUGCUUGCCAGAGGAGAAAGACGAUGUCACACCCCUGGCUGUGCUGGAAGAGGUAUGUUCCGUGGAGAGUCGUCAAGAUGUGGCCACCAAACUAGUCAAGAUCUUCCUUGGGCAAGGUCUGGUAGUACCCUUUUUGGACUACCUGAAUCUCCACGAAGUUUCCAGAACCACGGAUCCAAACACACUCUUUCGCUCGAACUCACUGGCCUCCAAAUCCAUGGAGCAAUUCAUGAAGGUGGUGGGGAUGCCCUAUCUUCAUGAGGUGCUAAAGCUCAUCGUUAACCGAAUCUUCGAGGAGAAGAAAUAUGUUGAACUAGAUCCCUGCAAGAUCGACCCAAACCGGACCAGGCGAAUCUCCUUCAAAGGCUCCCUGUCCGAGGCUCAGAUACGAGACAGUAGUUUGGAGGUGCUAAAGGGAUACCUGCGGGACAUCAUUGAGUCCAUUGUGGGCUCAACAGAGAAGUGUCCCCACACCAUGAGGGUGGCUUUCAAGAAGCUACAUGGGCGUGUUGAGGAACGCUUCCCAGACAUGGAGAAUCAGGAUGCCAAAUACAUCGCCAUCAGUGGGUUCCUCUUCCUCCGAUUCUUCGCUCCCUCCAUUCUGACCCCAAAGCUGUUCAACCUCCAAGACCAGCAUGCAGACACCCAGACCAGUCGCACCCUGUUGCUUUUGGCAAAGGCAGUGCAAAGCAUCGGCAACUUGGGUCUGCAACUGGGCCGUGGCAAGGAGCAAUGGAUGGAGCCUCUGCACCCCUUCAUCCUUUCCAGCAUUGGACAAGUCAAGGACUUCCUGGACAGGCUCAUUGAUGUGGACACUGAAAACGAAGCAAGCGAGAACCAGUCAUGGACACCCUUCCACCCUUCUGCCACUAUCAAGGAAGGCUACCUACAAAAACGUAAGGCUGAAGGCCUCCACUUGAUCUCACGGUUCACCUUCAAGAAACGCUAUUUCUGGCUCAGCAACAAGACUCUGUCCUACUCCAGAUCACCUGAGUGGCAGGUGCACACCUCUAUCCCUGUCCGAAGGAUCUGUGCAGUGGAGCGGGUGGAUGAAAAUGCUUUCCAGCAGUCACACAUGAUGCAGGUUACAACUCGUGACAAUGGCGGGCAAUUAUCUACCAUGUACAUCCUGUGUAAGAACGUCAACGAGCUGAACCAGUGGCUCUCCGCCGUCCGGAAAGCAACCAUCUCUAACGAAUGCAUGCUGCCCUUCUGCCACCCGGGAGCCUUCCGUGGCAAUCGCUGGACUUGUUGUUUACAAACUGACCGCACGGUACGUGGCUGCAGCCGCACCCAUUCUGCCGUGACCCUCGGCGACUGGAGCGACCCUCUGGACCCAGACACCGAGGCCCAGAUGGUGUACAGGCAACUUCUGCUGGGCAGAGACAAGCUCAGGGAGAAAUGUCUGGAAUUUACAAGCAAGGAGACUACGCUGGAACAAGACAGAGGAACUCAGAAAGACCCCAACAGCCGGCAGAUGGCAGCAGCGGCCCGCUUGCUAGAAGUCAUCCAGGAUUUGGAGCAGGCCCACAAGGCCUUUGAGCACCGAGAAGAGGACGAGAGAGCCUCAGCUAGCCCAGCCCCUCAGCUCUGAGUAGCCGCCUCUGUUUGGGACCCAACUUGUCUUUACUCCGUAAUGUGAUGACAUGUGAAUGUUUGUCGGGGCGGGGCUGGGAGACAUCCUCUGUGUUUGUGGGCUCACCUAAUUUUUGCUUUGGAGGGAGAGAGGAGGUACCUGGGAGAAGCUGCAAAAAUCUCUUACCCUGGUGACUGCACCAGUUUGUGUCCUGCUGCGGUGAUCUGACCAAAGCUCGGAUGGAUCCCACAUGAAGAAGGUUCCUGAGGGGGCUCUUCUUUCCCUGCAGGUCUCCUUGCUUGCUUAGGUAAAUGCAGGUAAAUGCAUACAAGGCAGGUAAAUGCAUACAAAGUCGUGUGCGCUCCAUGAUUCUCUGCGGGUCCGGAACAUGGCACUGGCACACAAAAAGAGCACAAGUUUUUGAGUCCCACUCUUGCAAAGUUGUGUAGGCGAUGCUUGGCUGCAUCUCAAGGAGUCGGUGAGUUUGACAGGUCAAAAGGUGACACGUUGAGGUCCUCUCAUAGCUUUCCUUCUUCCUGCCUACAAGUAGCAAACAUUGCAGUGCAAAGUGUGUGGAAUAAGAACCACUGUGCAUAUAGAGAUCCUAUUAUUGGGGAGGAGGGAACUAGAUUUGCUAGAAGGUAUGUUUUAACUUUAAAAGCCUGCAGCCCUACUUAAGCCUUUUGUCCACAUUACACAGUGCCACCUUCCUGUUUGCCAGUCAAUCUAGCCAAUCAAGGGCUGUCCACAUAGGGUUUUUAUGCAUGCAAGGUGUUCCUUAAGGCUGUGUACUUUGCAGUGGGUUUUCCCAAUGUUUUUUUGUUUGAACGAGAUUCUCAUACUGUGAAGUGUCCACAGCCAAACCGAUCCACCAUUUGACCUGCCCCCUACUUUCUUGUUCUGUCUGACUGGGAGAAAUUGCUUUUGUGCAUCCGGGAAAAGCAAGAAGGAGCGAGGAUACCCAAAGGAAGCGAAACUCAUACUGAUUCCCCUCACUUUCCCUUUGGUUUCCCCUGAAAAGCUGCACCUUAACCAGUCUUGGAAACCUUCGGGAGAGUCUAAAAAGGAAACAUAUGUGUAACUAAGAAUUCAACCUGAAGGGAAUGCAUGCGGAGCAAGAAGAAGACCAAACAUGCGUAAUGGUUCAUAGUCUGGGCUUGAGCAGUGGGGCUACGCCUGAAUACAGCAGAGGAGGAAGCCAUGGCAGGAUGUCUUUGGCUGUCUUUGUCUCAACCAUGAACCAAGCUGUAGACCAUGCUGUGGAGCGGUGUCUGACUGCUCCAUGGCCGGAUCUCCCAGCUUCUCUCUGCCAAAGGCUCAUGAACCAAAGAAGCAACAACCAUCUCCAUCUGCUGAAGCGUUGUAAGAAAUUUUAACUUAGGUAUGUACUUCUUCCCCUCCCCACCUGUACAACGCAGAGUCAUUAAUGUUCGUUAUAUUAUUUGUUUAUUUAUUUGGAUGACUUCAGUGUUGCCUCAGUAGAGCCUGUUCGAGUUGGCUAAAAAAAUUAAAAUACAGUGAAGAUGUAA
Sphaerodactylus townsendi is the source of this 3876-nucleotide messenger RNA. RefSeq names its product RAS protein activator like 1 (gene RASAL1). Bases 116 to 2365 code for a protein of 749 amino acids. Gene Ontology annotation, molecular function: GTPase activator activity. The transcript is spliced from 20 exons. Gene Ontology annotation, biological process: intracellular signal transduction; regulation of GTPase activity; cellular response to calcium ion. Lineage: Eukaryota; Metazoa; Chordata; Lepidosauria; Squamata; Sphaerodactylidae. The record is from RefSeq and is a predicted model, not a curated record.